This is a messenger RNA of Coregonus clupeaformis (lake whitefish), 1021 nucleotides long. Its product is annotated as dual specificity protein phosphatase family protein. Gene Ontology annotation, cellular component: cytoplasm. The transcript is spliced from 3 exons. Bases 74 to 625 code for a protein of 183 amino acids. Lineage: Eukaryota; Metazoa; Chordata; Actinopteri; Salmoniformes; Salmonidae. Gene Ontology annotation, molecular function: MAP kinase phosphatase activity; protein tyrosine/serine/threonine phosphatase activity. Gene Ontology annotation, biological process: protein dephosphorylation; negative regulation of MAPK cascade. The record is from RefSeq and is a predicted model, not a curated record.
CUGGAGAUGGUCACACAGGGCCAGAGGGCUACAGUAGUUGAGUCAGUCAAAGUGGUGCCACUGUGUAGGGAGAAUGUCAAAGGGAGAGCAGCAAGACCUGGUGGCUAUUAAAGAACUAGAGUCGAUCCUGGAGUCCUGCAAGCUUGAACUGACACCACUAGAUGAGGUCUGGCCUAAUCUCUACAUCGGAAACGUGGCCAUAGCUCAGAACAGAGGUGCAUUGAAGAAGCUUGGUAUCACACACAUCCUGAACGCAGCUCACUUUAAGCAGGGUAGCAUUGGUGACCAGGAUUACUAUGGAAACGCCUGUGUGUACUGUGGCUUCCCUACAGAAGACUCAUCCCAUUUUGACCUCAGCCAGUACUUUAAACCUGCAGCUGACUUCAUACAUAACGCCCUGAAGACUAAAGAUGGGAAGGUGUUGGUGCAUUGCAUCAUGGGUAUAAGUCGUUCCGCCACGCUGGUGCUGGCGUUCCUGAUGAUGCACUGUCGUCUGCCACUUCGCACCGCGCUCAAACAUGUGACCCAGCGACGCGCCAUCUACCCCAACAGACACUUCCUGUCACUACUGCUCACCCUCGACACACAGCUCACACGCAAGAGGAGACUAUGUCCCCUUCUCUGACAGUCCUUCUCUCAUCCCCAUCUCCUCCCAUCCCGCUCUCCUCUCACCUCAUCCGUCUCUCCUCUUAUCCAUCUAUCCAUCUCACACACAAUCCUUUAUACUGGUUGAAAAUAUGUAGUUGUAGGACUUUUACAAUAGGUACAAACUGGUAUUAAAUCACAGCAUGUUGUAUAUACUGUAAAUUACCAUAUCAUGCGGUAGCAGGAUUCCCUGGAGAGAAUGUCAAUGCUCAGUGUCUUUUAAAAUCUAAAAUAUCAAAAGAAUUUGAACUUUUCAACAUUCCUGUGCUAGCCAGUGGUGAUAGUUGAGCCUGCUGUGAGUUGUGCAGCUGAGCAUUGUCUCCUGGGAAUCUAUACAUUGAAACACUAAUAAUGAGAUUACAAAAUUAAAAAGGUA